AUGAGUGCAAAAAAAGUUGCAGUGAUUGGUGCUGGGGUCAGUGGAUUGGGUGCCAUUAAGAGCUGCUUGGAAGAGGGACUGGAGCCUAUGUGUUUUGAAAACAGCAAUGACAUUGGAGGACUGUGGAGAUAUGAGGAAACACCUAAAAGUGGAUGUCCUGGGAUAUACAAAUCUUUGACCUGCAACACGUCCAAGGAGAUGACAGCCUUCAGUGACUACCCUAUUCCUGACCAUUAUCCCAACUACAUGCACCAUUCCAAAAUGAUGGAGUAUCUCAGGAUGUACGCCAGGCACUUUGGGCUUAUGAAACACAUCCAGUUUCUGACAAAGGUGUGCAGUGUGAGGAAGCGCCCUGAUUUUUCAUCCUCCGGCCAGUGGGAUGUUGUGGUAGAAGCUGAUGGGAAGCAGAAAACAUAUGUCUUUGAUGGAGUCAUGAUCUGCAGUGGCCAUUACACUGAAAAGUAUUUGCCCUUAGAGGAUUUUGAAGGGAUCACGAAGUUCAGAGGCAAGUAUCUUCACACUUGGGAGUACAAGAAUCUGGACAAUUUUGUGGGGAAGAGAGUGGUUGUGGUUGGCAUCGGAAAUUCUGGAGCAGAUGUGGCUGGCGAGAUCAGUCGUGUUGCUGAACAGGUUUUCCUCAGCACAAGACAAGGUACGUGGAUAUGGACCAGGGUUUGGGAUAACGGAAAUCCCAUGGACACCACACUCUUCACUCGCUACAAUAGAACAGUCCAAAAAUUCUGUCCAACAUUCCUGAUCAACAGAUGGAUGGAGAAUAAAUUAAAUGCAAGGUUUAACCAUGCUAAUUAUGUACAGCCUAAACAUAGAUUUCUCAGUCAUCAGGCGAUUUUUGGUGAUGACCUGCCAAAUCACAUAAUUACUGGAAGAGUGUUGGUGAAACCAAAUGUGAAGGAGUUCACCAAGACAUCGGCCAUUUUUGAAGAUGGAACUGAAGAGAGCAUUGAUGCUAUUGUCUUUGCCACGGGCUACACCUUCUCUUUCCCUUUUCUGGAGGAUGACUUAGCAAUCCUGGACAGCCGGCACUCCAUGUUUAAGUUUGUCUUCCCUCCUCAGCUGGAGAAGCCAACACUGGCUUUCAUUGGCAUCCUCCAGCCAGUGGGAGCCACAAUCCCCACAUCAGAACUCCAAAGCCGAUGGGUGGUACAUGUGUUUGCAGGACUGAAAAAAUUACCCUCAGAGAGUGACAUGAUGAAUGACAUCAAUAGAAGAAAAAGGAAAAUGGCAAAAGAGUUUGUGAAUAGUCCAAGAGAUAUACAUCGAGUGCAGUAUAUUGACUACAUGGAUGAAAUUGCUUCCGAUUUAGGAGUCAAACCCAACCUCUUCUCUCUCCUCCUCUGGGAUACAAAGCUGGCCAAGGAGAUUUUCUUUGGUCCCUGCACCCCAUAUCAGUACCGUCUGCAGGGGCCAGGGAAAUGGGCCGGAGCCCGGACAGCCAUCCUCACUCAGAGAGACCGCAUCUUCAAACCCCUGAGAACACGUGUGCUCAAACACUCUGGGUCUUCCUCCUCUAGUCUCUUUUGGAUAAAAAUUAUCUGCACUGUCAUUUUUCUCUUUGUUCCUAUAUUGGCCAUCAUACAAAUGAUUUAUCAUUAA
Molecule: messenger RNA, 1614 nt
Organism: Castor canadensis (American beaver)
Lineage: Eukaryota; Metazoa; Chordata; Mammalia; Rodentia; Castoridae
Product: flavin-containing monooxygenase 5-like
Molecular function (GO): flavin adenine dinucleotide binding; N,N-dimethylaniline monooxygenase activity; NADP binding
Source: RefSeq, a predicted model, not a curated record